UUUCAGCAGUCAGCUGCAGGGAGCACAUUUCACAGAGGGAGUGCCUGCUCUCUCUCUCUCACAGACACACUCUCUCUGUUCCUCUCUCUCUCUCUCUCUCUCUCUCUCUCUCUCUCCCUCUCUUCCUCUCUGUUCCUCUCUCACUCGCUCUUCCACUCUCUCUCUCUCACACACACUCUCUAUCUCAUUCUGUUAAAGAACUCUCUCUCACACACACACACACAGUCACACUCGCACAUGCACCACAGAGGAUAACAGUUUCACAGAACAUUUCCCCUUAGCUAAUUUGAGGAAAAGGACACACUGCUUCUGAAGGAUUUUACUCGCAGUUUUUUCUUAAGAAAAUAGUCUAGUAGAGCAGUGCGGAGGAAUACAACCGAAGACACGAUACAGUUUCAUUUUGUUCCUGGACAUGGUCAACUUGACAACAGCAUGACACCCUCCUGUUUGGAUUCCCUCCUCAGGCCAAAAUCCUGAAAAUGAUGGAUGACGACAAGCAGCUGGCCCAGAGGAUCGAAGGGGCAGUCCAGUCGGCCAGCCAGGAGGUGACCAACCUGCGCUCUGAGCUGACGGCCACCAGCCGCAGGCUGGCCGAGCUGGGGGCCGCCGACCGGGAGCGUGACCCCCCAAUAGAGAACCACCACCAACAACACAUCCGCCACCACCACCACCAUGAUCCCUCUGUACACCAGAGGCAGAAGCAGCCAGCGACCGAUCUCUGCUACAAGAGUGACAUCAAGAGCCUAAUGGACUUCAGCACCCCAGACUCCUCUCUGGACAAAGUUUUGUUGCGGGAGGAGGUGGCCCAACUCCAGGAGGAGGUGCACCUGUUGAGGCAGAUGAAGGACAUGUUGAGUAAGGACCUGGAGGAGGGCCACGGAGGCUGCUCCGCCGACGUGCUCUCAGCCACCGAGCUCCGCGUGCAGCUGGCCCAGAAGGAGCAGGAGCUAGACCGCGCCAAGGAGGCACUGCAGGCGAUGAAGGCGGACCGGAAGCGUUUGAAGGCUGAGAAAGCAGAUCUGGUCAACCAGAUGCAGCAGCUCUAUGCCACGUUGGAGAGCCGAGAGGAGCAGCUCCGUGACUUCAUCCGCAACUACGAACAGCACAGAAAAGAGAGUGAGGAUGCGGUGAAGGUGCUGGCUAAGGAGAAGGACCUAUUGGAAAGGGAGAAGUGGGACCUACGGCGGCAGACUAAGGAAUCUACAGAGCACUCCGGCGCCCUACGCUCCCAACUGGACCUGAAGGAGAACAGGAUCAAGGAGCUGGAGGCCGAGCUGGCCAUGGCGAAACAGUCCUUAGCGACCCUGACUAAGGAUGUGCCCAAGCGCCAGUCUCUAGCCAUGCCCACAGAGGCGGUUGUCAACGGCAACAACCAAGAGUGGGUGAUGCAUGCGGACCUGCCCCUCACCGCAGCCAUCCGGCAGAGUCAACAGACCCUCUACCACGUCCACACAGGCCACCCCACAGACAGACAAGUGGCUGCAGUCAGGGUGAGCCCGUGUCACUCCCGCCAGCCCUCCAUAAUCUCAGAUGCCUCGGCCUUGGAGGGCGACCGCUCAUCCACCCCCAGUGACAUCAACUCCCCCCGCCACCGGACACACUCCCUCUGUAAUUCACUAGAGGAUCUGGAGGACCAGAAGCGUAAGAAGAAGAAAGAGAAGAUGGGUCUGGGCUCUCUGUCACGUGUCUUCGCCCGGGGCAAGCAGCGCAAGUCAAUGGACCCGGGUCUGUUUGACGGUACUUCAACUCCUGAUUAUUACAUAGAGGAAGAUGCAGACUGGUGAAAAGGUGGCAGAGAGUCCCACCUGUGUCCCUGAGUGGUGAUGCAUAAGAGGGUUUUCUGUCAGUGUGUGCGCGUGUGUUUGGCCAUACGUGUGGGUGUGUGUUUAGCCGUGUGUGUGUGCCUGUCCAUGGUUGGAGACCAUGUGAGAAGCCUGAGGCGCAUCUUGCGUCGCUGAAGUUUAAAAUAUUACAAGCAAAUUGCAUCUGUAUGUACAGUACUGUAAAUAGAGUGAACAGUGUAACCACAGCCGGGAUCCUUACUACGUGUGGAUGUUUACUGUAUCUGCAGAGCAAAAAGUGGUUGUGUUUGAUUCUUUUAAUUGUCUUUAUAUUUUUAACUUUUGUUUUCGAUAACUGGAAACUUGAAGGACUGCUGUAUGUGUAAAUAACAGUCAUUGUGCACUUUGUGCUUGUAAAUGUAUUUUUUGCCCUGAAUGCCUUUUUUUUUGUCAUAAUUUUUGACCUCCUCCCUGCUUUUUGUUUAACUUAUACUCCCUAUUCAUUGUCCUGCUUGGUCCAUUCCCUCCAUUUUGAGGAAAGUUUAUUCUAACGUUAAGACUCCUCAACUAACCUCUAGUCAACCUGUGAUCUGAUGUCUAAAACUCCCUAAAUACCCACAUCUUCAUUAUCCUCCCAAUCACCAAGAAAGUACAAAUACAUUUCUUGACAGUUGUUCAAAUCAACAUUUUAAACGGGCAAUCUGUGAUUGCUACAUAAAUAUUUAGACUUUUAAAUUAAUUAUAUAUAUCCCAAAAUAUAUGUUUUUUUUGUAAACAAUGUAAUUUUAAGUUUACUGUAUAGCCUCAAAACAAGGUUAAAACUAAAAUGUUGAUUUUAUGGAUGGUCAGUCCCUGUAUUCAUUGCUCUGUCCAUGAUUUUGAGAGAGGUUACAUUUAUCCAGCCCCAUCCCUCAGCUUUUUACCAAAACAGCAGUGGGGUGUUAGCUUUGUUAUUGUUUAAACUGCAGAUUGCUCCUUUAAGAUGUCAGAAUACUAAUCGACUCCAACCUGUAGUCCAAAACAUUUGGAUUUCUAAUAUGGGCUCAGGCCCCAAAAAAAUCACAAGGCCAUCCCCCACAUGAAACAAAAGCUGAAAACGGAGGAAAUCGACUAACAAUUCUAUCGUCCCCGAUCCAAGCAUGUCAAAUGUGCAUGCCUAGAGCUACCUGUUUCCUAAAUGCAUGGCACACUGUGGCGAAGGUACAUAACAAUGGCGAAGGUGCAUAAAUAUGGAGGAAUUCAGAUAUGAUGUCAUUGUUUUAGCACUACCCACAGAGUUCUUGCGGAGCGCGACAUGGUUCCAUAUGCCAGUAAAUCAGCACAAUCUAAGCUACUUUUUCAGUUUCUUUUUAAUUACUGCCGUCUACUGUGCUAAAACCAUAACAACAAACAGUAACGGAGAGCAAUGUACUGUAGGGAAAACUUAGCAAACGAUUGUUGUAAGUACAUGGGAGCCGUCAUCUUUGCACCUUCGCCAUUGAUAAUGAAUAAGGCAGACAUUUUAGUAGCCUCGCCAAUACCUGCUGCUAACAUACGUCCUUUGUCCUGAUCUUGUCUCGAUCUUGUCCUGAUCUUGCACGUUUACACUUAUAAGAUUUGAUCAAAAUCCGUUCACAAUGCGUCUUUUAAUUGUCUACACCUGUCUAAAAAUGUGGGCACAAUGAGAAUGAGACAAGAUCAGGACAAAUGACGCAUAUUACAACCAAGUAUAAACGUGGCUAGAGAGUCAAAUGAGUUAUGGAGUCAGCAAGUUCUAAAAUAUUAGUUUUACAAUUUUCAUUCAUAGCUUAAAUAGGCAUUGAUAGCUCAUCCCCCUUUAAUGUAUUUGUCAAACUAGUUUCAAAAAUACAUUUUAAAAAGUAUUGGAAAUGUGACAUCCUCAAAUUCAUAUUCUGGGGGAUUCCUAAAAGUUUAACAUUUUGACAGCUUCCAGAGAGCAAGUCGUGUUGCACUGCUUUGCUUUAUCUUGGCCAGGUCGCAGUUGUAAAUGAGAACUUGUUCUCAGCUGGCCUACCUGGUUAAAUAAAGGUGAAAUCAAUCAAAUCAAAUCAAAAUUCGGCUCUAGAAUUUUAAUCCUAUUUUAAUUACGAGGAUUAUCACAGUGUUAAGAGGGAAAUCAGAAAUAAUUCAGUCCGAUUUUUCUCUAAAUGGCCAUUGUCUUCCAAACUUUCUGCAGAAUAAAUGAAUGCCAUUCUCAAAUAUAUAUGGUGUAUACUUGUAGCUCGAAAAUACGAUAUAACUUACAAGCUUGUCAUAGUUUCACUGUAACAAGUGGCUGUAAUUUGAAAUUGAUUGAAAAAUCAUGUUUGAAAUUGUGUACAGUAGACAAUGCUGAUUCAUACUGAAAAGUGCACUACCUUGCAACCUAUUUGGAAAUGAGGGUCAGUCUGACAGACAUUACAGAUUCAGGUUUGAUUGACAGGUGUGGGGGGGGUGGAGGGCACAAGAGGUUGGAAGGGUUGAGAGGGGGAAGUAUUUCUGAUGAGCGGUUGCCCUGCGUGUUAAUACCAAAUUGAGCCAGGCUAAUCAAAUUGAAACAAAUGCACACCUUAUACUCCCCCUAGUAACCCCUGUGCUGGAAUAAAAAACUGCAGUCAGAUUUGGAGGUUCAAGCCAUUGCUGAAAAGGCAAUUAAAUAGGUGCCAAAGGUUAAUAGUGUUUUACCCUGUGGAACAAAACACAUUAGAUUAAAUUAGUAUCUUUUCCCUUUUUCCCUGAGCAGAAGCUUUAUAGGAAACCCCCAUUUAAGACUGCUGGCUAACGGGUCAUCCUACCUGCUAGAAAAUGGAAACACUCAUUAAAAUGAAAGGGCAGCUUUAGCAAUUGGAGGUCCCUCAAUAAGCAUUUAGAGGAUUAUUAUAUAUGGCACCCUGUACAAAUUCUAUCUCAUUCAUAGGCAUCUCACUCAGAUGCUUAUGUCAACAACCACAGGUUGCAUACCAUGUGCCAUGUGGAUGGUAAUCCACAUAAGCUACCAUCCCAUGUGCCAUGUGGAUGGUAGCUGACAUAAGCAGUUAUAACUGUUUUGUUGGAGAGUGUAUUGAUUCACCCUUGACGGUGUAAUUAAGGGUCCAUUUAUUUAAGUUAUUAUUCAGGGUCCUUAGAUAAAAAGGAGUAUCUGGAAAACCGGAAUAAUAUUAGGGAAAAAGGGAAUAGCUUUGCGGAAUUUCUAUCGGAAUAUUAAAGUAUCCUUUACUGCUGGGACACCAUAUCAGAUGACCAUUAUAUCAUUUUAUGUUGCAACAAAAUUCCCUCUCAUUUCACGGUCGAAUAUUUUCAUUUUUUUGUAAAUUAUGAAACACUAUUGAAAUUACUAUUAAAGAGUUUUAUUUCAAGUAAAAUAAUUGAGCCAUGAGGACUAGAAGAUGUUUAGCACUGGAGGGCAAAGUGAAGACCCUUUUAAUGGCAUGGCAACAAAAUAUGCGAAAGAUCUAAAUGAGAAUAAUUAUUUUAAAAUAAAAUAAAUGACACUGAAUUUC
Molecule: messenger RNA, 5260 nt
Organism: Salvelinus fontinalis (brook trout)
Lineage: Eukaryota; Metazoa; Chordata; Actinopteri; Salmoniformes; Salmonidae
Product: kazrin-A-like
Exons: 8
Coding region: 480-1784 (434 amino acids)
Molecular function (GO): protein binding
Source: RefSeq, a predicted model, not a curated record